AGCGCGCUCCCGCCAGCGCGUCACGUGACACGGCUGAGGAACCUGAGCUCGGGGGCCUAAGCCGACAUAAAGUCGUUGCUGGAGACCACUGCGGGUGCAAGCCCAGAGGCUCGCCCAAAGAAGUGGGUCGUGGAGAGGAAGCCGGGGAGGUCGAUGCUGCCUUCCCCUUCCAAGUCAGGUCAGCUCCCGUGGGCUUCUCACCGUUCGCCGCGCGCGGGUCCCGAGCGUGUGCAUGCGCUCUCUCGGCGGGCACGCUCCGGUGACCAUGUAGGAGGAGACCGCGGGGAAGCUCCGCUGCCUGGGCCGAGGUCCGCGCUGCCGCCCUCCACACCCCCGGAGCGGCCCGCGGGGAUCCUGGGCCCUGCUGGCAACUCCGGCCUCCGGUGGAGGCCUGGCCGGGAGCGCCACGAAUUCUCGCUCCGUCUCGCGAGAGUCUAAGUUGAGGAACAUGGCGACGUCUAAUCUGUUAAAGAAUAAAGGCUCUCUUCAGUUUGAAGACAAGUGGGAUUUCAUGCGUCCAAUUGUUUUGAAGCUUUUACGUCAGGAAUCUGUAACAAAGCAGCAGUGGUUUGAUCUAUUUUCGGAUGUGCAUGCAGUCUGUCUCUGGGAUGAUAAAGGCUCAUCUAAAAUCCAUCAGGCUUUAAAAGAAGAUAUCCUUGAGUUUAUUAAGCAGGCACAAGCACGCGUACUGAGCCAUCAAGAUGACACAGCUUUGCUAAAGGCCUAUAUUGUUGAAUGGAGAAAAUUUUUUACACAAUGUGAUAUUUUACCAAAACCUUUUUGUCAACUAGAGGUUACUUUAAUGGGUAAACAAAGCAGCAAUAAGAAGUCAAAUAUGGAAGACAGUAUUGUUAGGAAGCUCAUGCUUGAUACAUGGAAUGAGUCAAUUUUUUCCAAUAUAAAGAGCCGACUCCAGGACAGUGCCAUGAAGCUGGUACAUGCCGAGAGGUUAGGAGAAGCUUUUGACUCUCAGCUGGUCAUUGGAGUCAGAGAAUCCUAUGUUAACCUUUGCUCGAAUCCUGAGGAUAAGCUUCAGAUCUACAGGGACAAUUUUGAGAAGGCAUACUUGGAUUCAACAGAGAGGUUUUAUAGAACACAGGCACCAUCAUAUUUACAGCAAAAUGGUGUGCAGAAUUACAUGAAAUAUGCAGACGCUAAGUUAAAGGAAGAAGAAAAGCGAGCGCUGCGCUACUUAGAAACAAGGCGAGAAUGCAACUCUGUUGAAGCACUCAUGGAAUGCUGUGUAAAUGCCCUAGUGACCUCAUUUAAAGAGACCAUCUUAGCAGAAUGUCAAGGCAUGAUCAAGCGAAAUGAAACUGAAAAGUUACAUUUAAUGUUUUCAUUGAUGGACAAAGUUCCUAAUGGGAUCGAGCCAAUGUUGAAAGACUUGGAGGAGCAUAUCAUUAGUGCUGGCCUGGCUGAUAUGGUAGCUGCUGCAGAAACUAUUACUACUGACUCCGAAAAAUAUGUUGAGCAAUUACUUACACUAUUUAAUAGAUUUAGUAAACUUGUCAAAGAAGCUUUUCAAGAUGAUCCACGAUUUCUUACUGCAAGAGAUAAGGCAUAUAAAGCAGUUGUUAAUGAUGCUACCAUAUUUAAACUUGAGUUACCUUUGAAGCAGAAAGGAGUGGGAUUGAAAACUCAGCCUGAAUCAAAAUGCCCUGAGUUGCUUGCCAAUUACUGUGAUAUGUUGCUGAGAAAAACGCCUUUAAGCAAAAAACUAACUUCUGAAGAGAUUGAAGCAAAGCUUAAAGAAGUGCUCUUGGUACUUAAGUAUGUUCAAAACAAAGAUGUUUUUAUGAGAUAUCACAAAGCUCAUUUGACCCGACGUCUUAUAUUAGACAUCUCUGCUGAUAGUGAAAUUGAAGAAAAUAUGGUAGAAUGGCUAAGAGAAGUUGGUAUGCCAGCAGAUUAUGUAAAUAAGCUUGCUCGAAUGUUUCAGGACAUAAAAGUAUCUGAAGAUUUGAACCAAGCUUUUAAAGAAAUGCACAAAAAUAAUAAGUUGGCUUUACCAGCUGAUUCUGUUAAUAUAAAAAUUCUGAAUGCGGGUGCAUGGUCUAGAAGCUCUGAGAAAGUCUUUGUCUCACUUCCUACUGAACUGGAGGAUUUGAUACCUGAAGUAGAAGAAUUUUACAAAAAAAAUCAUAGUGGUAGAAAAUUACAUUGGCAUCAUCUCAUGUCAAAUGGAAUUAUAACAUUUAAGAAUGAAGUAGGUCAAUAUGAUCUGGAGGUCACUACGUUUCAGCUGGCUGUGUUGUUUGCAUGGAACCAAAGACCUAGAGAGAAAAUCAGCUUUGAAAAUCUCAAGCUUGCUACCGAACUCCCUGAUGCUGAACUUCGAAGGACCUUAUGGUCUUUAGUAGCUUUUCCCAAGCUCAAACGGCAAGUUUUGUUAUACGAACCUCAAGUCAACUCACCCAAGGACUUUACAGAAGGUACCCUCUUCUCAGUGAACCAGGAAUUCAGUUUAAUAAAAAAUGCUAAAGUUCAGAAAAGGGGUAAAAUCAACUUGAUUGGACGCUUGCAACUCACUACCGAAAGAAUGAGAGAAGAAGAAAAUGAAGGAAUAGUUCAACUAAGAAUAUUACGAACCCAGGAAGCAAUCAUACAAAUAAUGAAAAUGAGAAAGAAAAUAAGUAACGCUCAGCUGCAGACUGAAUUAGUAGAAAUUUUGAAAAACAUGUUCUUGCCACAAAAGAAAAUGAUAAAGGAACAAAUAGAGUGGCUAAUAGAGCACAAAUACAUCAGAAGAGAUGAAUCCGAUAUCAAUACUUUCAUAUACAUGGCAUAGUUUUGAAUAUCAUGGACAAUAUAGAGAACCCAGGGUUUGGAGUGAUUAGGCAGAAAGUUGUCCCGGUGAGAGACGGAGAAAGGUUUACUUGGACUUUGACUACAUAAAUAUUAAACUCUGCCUUACCUUACAAACAACUACAUUUCCCAGUCACGGUAGUUAGCAUGAUGGCAUUCCCUUCAUGUUGCACACUCACACAGCAUGUUGUUUUGUGGAGAAAAUUGCAUUCAUGAAGAGCCCAUUAUGAACUUUUUAAAGCCAAUUCGAUUUUUACCCACAAAGAGAAAUACAGCUGGGAAGGGGUGGGAGGGAUUAUUGAUUUUUUUUUCUCUGAAAAAAAAAAAUGUACUUGCACAAAGAAGGAUAUUCAGAUAUUCAUGCACUGAAAAAUGCUAUUAUCUUUCAUUGAAAAAAAUGAAAUUAAAACUAGAAGUAACACUUGGCUUCAUUUGAUGAAAAGAAUGAACUUGUUAACAUCACAUUGGGAGAGGGCAGGUGUAUGUGAGAUGAUUAAAUAUUUUAUAGCAUCAAGUUGUUUGUUAGGACACUGCUUUCAGUUUAAUAACUGGAUUUUAAUGGUGACCUAAAAAAAUGGUAUUUAAUCUUUCCGCCUUACAAAUCUUGAUUUUUCACUAAGCAGGAAAAUAAGAAGCUACCUUAGUUGUUUGUGGUUAAAUAAUGAGAUUUUUUUGUUUUUUAAAUCUUACAUGGCUGGAGAACCUGUUUUGAAAAAGUAAGAUUUAUAUUGUUGCUUCAGUUGUUGAAAAGAAUGUUUGGAUAUAGAUAGGUCAUGAUUGCAGAGUCAGAAUGCAAAACAAACAUUAGGUGUGCUUACUAACACAUUUAGUACUUGUACACCUAAUAUUUGUUAUGCCAUAUCUAAGUUGAUUGAAAACAAUGCAGAAAUCUACUCUGGUAUGAAACUGCUAUGGCACUGAUCUCAGUCUGUAGCAUAGAACUGUUUUGGUGUUUGAAAAUGUCAUGAUUAGGGACUUACAGCCUCAGGUUUCUCGAAAGAAUGGCAUUCUGAAUUAAACAUUAAUGAUUAUCAGUCACUUAGGAGGAAGGGGAAACUGUAUAACAUAAGACCUGGAAAGCAUAAGCAGAGUUGUUACAACCAACUCUUAAUGUGAGCAGUAAACUUGCCAAAUAUGUACAUAUAUAUUUAUAUAUUUUAAAAAUAAACAUUUUUUAAAUGUUCAGAAGGCAACAUUUACCUUGUUCCUCUCCGUCAGUCUAAACGGCAACUUAUUAGUUGCUGGCAUUGAAUGAAUACCAAGAGCAGUGGAAAUUUUAGAACUUGAGGACUUGAACAACUGAAAGAGAAGAAUUUAUUCUCUAUCAGGAAAAAAAUGGCUCAACAUGGAUUUUAAUUCUUUGUGGUGCAUGUUUCAUCUUUUCUUGAAAAUUAUUUUAUAUCUUUUGGAUGUUAAGUAAUUGUAUGGUUUUGAUAAUAGUAGAAAAUGGAGUGUGAAAACACAUACAGUAUUAUAUUAUUGCAACGUGCUUUUAAGAGCAUUUGUGGAAUUUGUCCCCAACCCAAGAGCUUUGUGAGCUCGCUGCUGGAAAGAAGGAAAGAAUAUUUAAGGUUUUGCUGAUUAUAUUCAAAUAUCUGUUCUGAAACUCAUAGGAAAUUGGAAUUUUGUUUAUAAUUUAAAUUCAUACACUUUGCCUCUAAUAAGUAGCUAUUAUUAGAACAAAUACUGUGAGCGAUUAAUAUUGCUCAUUAUUUUCUCUAAGUAGAUGUCUUCUAUCAAUGGAUACAUUUGAAGUUUAAAAGAAUUCUUUUAAUAACUGACCCUUCUAUUUAACCAGUAGUCUGGUAUUUGGCAUAUGUGCCUAUCCCAAUAUAAGAAUGCCAAAGGAGGAAACUUAUAGAUCAUUUCUUAAUGUUUAAGAUUUGUUUUAAACCAUACUUUUUUCUCAAAACUACUUUGAGAUUUCAUAAUCCUUUUUGAUCAUUUAAGAAUGAGAGCCAUGAUGUUUUGAUUUUUAAAGGCAAAUUUAAUGCAAAGUGGGUAACACUAAGUCCAUAGCAAAGUUUUCUAUCAAAUUUUUAUAAAUUUUUAAUAGUUAAUUAUGUCCUAAUUGUAUUUUGGGGAAUGAACAGCAGUAAAUACUGUAGACUUAACAGUUUUCAUCUUUUUUUAAUAUAUAUAUAUGCAUAUAUAUAUAUAUAAACACACACACAAAAGUUUAACUGCUUUUGGUGUUUAUCAAAACCAUUUAGUUGAUAAGGUGCCUAUACCAUUGUUGAAAUUUUCUUUAAAUAUGUUUUGACAAUAGAUUUGCUAAUUAAAAAAGAAGAAUCUGAAAAACUUUUAGCAGGAUUUUACUAAAGGUACGGUAUCAGAUUUUAUAUUCUUCAUCCAAUUUCUUUUCUCCCUUCUGCACGUAAAAUUUGUAUCAUCCAAGCAGGGCUGAAACUUGGCUUAGUGCUGGGGAAAGAAAAGCCAGCCCUGCUACCACCAAACAAGCAUUGGAUUUACUAUGCACACUUAUCAUCACAUAUAGAUAAUCCAUCUGAACAUGUUACCUUCAUUGCCACCUCAUGGCCAGAGGAAGUAGACAUGAAACAAAAUUUACUGUGAAAAUACAGAACACAUGUGAUACAGUAAGAUAAAUAUUAGAACAUCAUUAUUUCAAUAAUAAGAAACCUUGAACUAAAUUCUGAAGUCUUCCAAUUUAUAUGUUUAUUGGAAGAAUCUCUGAGUUUAUCAACUUGUUCAUUUAAGUCUCUUGCUUUUACUUUGUGUAGAAAUGUCUUAAAUAUCCAAAGUUGAAAUAUUACCACUCUUUAAAUUUAAUAUAAAAUAUGACCUUUAUUUUGCAUUACUUGUAGUAGGAUAUCAUUAGUCCUGCUCCAAGGGCAGAUUUAAAUUUUUCAAUUCAGAUGAAAGAUUUGCUAGUUUUACAGAAAGAUUUACUAUCAUAAACUCAAGCUGGUUUUUCUAUUUUCAUUUAAAUGACUGGGGUGCUGUCUUAAAUUCUUCCAGGGUCAUGGUUGAGAGCAUUCCUGUCAUCUACACUCUGUGGUCUAGAGUGUUGAACAGGUUUGAGUUCCUACAGUGCAGUGUAAUCUGUCCUCAUGGUCUACACAACUUUGAGUGUGCACCACUACACACUGAAAUGACAAUGCUGUACAAUCUGCAAGGAUAGCAGUUUCUGUAUGCUGUAGGCUGAAAUAUUUUGAUGAACUGCUUAAUUGUUGGAUUUUAUUUUUUAAGUUGUAUAAUUUAUUUUCUUGCAAAAUAAAAUGUAAUAUAAAAGCUUUCACCUAUUCAGAAAAUA
Messenger RNA from Jaculus jaculus (lesser Egyptian jerboa), 6082 nucleotides. RefSeq names its product cullin 5 (gene Cul5). The coding region runs from base 449 to 2791 and encodes 780 amino acids. The record is from RefSeq and is a predicted model, not a curated record. The transcript has 19 exons. Gene Ontology annotation, biological process: protein ubiquitination; SCF-dependent proteasomal ubiquitin-dependent protein catabolic process. NCBI's taxonomy places the organism in Eukaryota, Metazoa, Chordata, Mammalia, Rodentia, Dipodidae. Gene Ontology annotation, cellular component: SCF ubiquitin ligase complex; Cul5-RING ubiquitin ligase complex. Gene Ontology annotation, molecular function: ubiquitin protein ligase binding.